Trichobilharzia szidati is the source of this 4084-nucleotide messenger RNA. Lineage: Eukaryota; Metazoa; Platyhelminthes; Trematoda; Strigeidida; Schistosomatidae. The record is from the annotation of a GenBank genome assembly.
AUCAAUUCUAAAUAUUCUGAACUGAAUAUAACUUUGAAUCAUCUAAAUUCUUGAGGUCAUAUGCAUAGAAUCUCUGGCGCUCGCUUGGUUUUUUCGGAAUGUAGGCGAUUAUCUAAGUUGAUGGCAUCUUAUCUUGGUGAACCAAGAGUUUACUAUGAGUCUCCUGAUUACGUUAGAUUCUCUAGUAGUAAGCUUGAUUUGGAUGGAAAGAUGAACUUAUCGAGUCCAACCAAAGAUGACCGAAAAAAAAUACUUGAUAGUUCUGAUUGUGCACAAAUGGUUCGUUUGUGCUCAGAACUGCAUUUACAAUGCAGAACAUACCUUGCAAUUAUUCGUGCCAGCAGUCCUUCAGAUAAUGAUUUUUCUGAAAAUGCGCAAUCAGACACGGAUGUUGUGUACACUUUAAAGAAACUUCAUACAUUACUGGAAUCUGGCUUUUCUGCGCGAAUCAAAUACUUAUACUCCAUCGCGAGCGAUUAUGAUUUUGGCUCAUUGCGGGCUAAUGGGAUUCGGAGUUUCUUGAUUAUCACAAUGAGAUGUUGUGCUGUAUUGUUAACAUAUCUUCGACAGAUGAGUUCGUACUCUAUCUCCAACUGGUCUGGUAUAACCCAUCGAAGUGUCAUAUCAUAUGUCAAUUGCUUGAUAGAGCUCAAUGUGUGUCUUGAAGUUGUGAGUCAUUCACCACGCUUUGCUAAUCCAUUGUGUUUAUUCCCUCGCUCGGAAUUUGUUGAUUUACCGGAGAUUGGACAUUGUGAUACAAAACGUAUUAUAAGAAAUCCAUUAAGUGUAAUCCAAACUGCCAAUUCAAAGUUUGAUUCAAAACAAUACUUGGAGGAUUUAUCAGAGUUUUAUCGAUUAGAAACUCUGUCAGAUAAUAUAAAACAGGAAUAUUUCUACGGUCGUUGUUUAGCUUUUUAUUUGUGUCCUAGUGCUCAAAGGAUCUUACAAUUUUUGAAUUCUUUAAUGGCCGGAUAUGGUAACAGCUUUUUGACCAGCAAACAGGGUAUAGCAAGUUUAGUGAAUACAGUUUAUCGAUCUGUCACAUCCUAUUUAUCUCCAGAGGAUCGUGGUAAAAUGUUGGCAAAGCUCACACGGAACUCCAGUGUACAAUUCUGUAAAAUGUUUUGGAGUCUAGCAGAACUACGCGUGAUAUCUGAAGGUCCCAAUGUCAUUUUACCGUCUAUGGCUGUGGCUCAUUCUUUCAAAAUCCAGACAAUACCAUUAAAAAUGUUUUCAAAUAAUCAAAGUGAAGAAAGCGAUAAAGAAUUUGUUGAAAUAGAAACGCCUAAAUCACAUAUUGGUAUAACACCAUUACAAAUGCGUGUAUUGUCGCGUCAUCUUAGACCUGGUCUCGAAUGGACACGUGGCAAUGAACUGCCGAACUUCUUUUUUUCACAAUCAUCAUCUGAGCAUAAAAUACCAGAAAAUUGUUAUCAACGGUCGAAUUCAGUCCAGUUGCCUACCUUUGGAUUAUUUUCACCAAGAAAUUCUUUGAAUACAUCUUCGUUAGGAUCGAAAACACCAACGCCGAAUUAUCGUCGACGUUUUACAUAUGCUAAUUUGAGAGGAUUAAAUCCUACUGGGAAUGAGGAUAGUUCAUCCUCAUCACCAAGUGUUAAAAGAUCGCCAUAUUUAUUGUUCUAUAUACACGGUGGCGGAUUUAUUGCAUUGAAUUCUCAAUCACAAGAUAAUUUCCUGCGUAUAUGGGCUGAACAAUUAGACUGUCCAAUUUUAGCUGUUGACUAUUCCCUUGCACCUGAAGCGCCAUAUCCUCGUGCAUUAGAAGACUGUUAUUAUGCCUAUUGUUGGGUUGCAUUGAAUCGUGAACAUUUAGGCUGUACACCGGAUGCACGUAUUGUUCUUGGCGGUGAUUCAGCUGGUGGUAAUCUAGCCUUAGGUGUAUGUAUGCGUGCACUACACGACGGUAUACUUGACAGUCCUGUUGGCUUAUUCUUAGCCUAUACACCUGUAUUGGUCUCUCUUACACCAUCACCAUCGAGGUUACUGUCUCUGUGUGAUCCUUUACUACCGAUUGGAGUGCUUUCUAAGUGUUUAUUAGCCUACGCUGGAGUUGAUGAAGCCACUUUAAAUCUUGAAGAUGCUUCUUCUUCGUCGUCUGCUGCUUCUGAUGCCAAAAUUGUUGACAAUUCUACAAAUCUUGAAAGUAAAGAAAACUCACCAAACAGUCCAUUAUGGUCACGUUUAGCCUCUAGACUAUGGUAUGGUACAUCUAAAGGAGAAGAAGAAGAAGAAGACGAAGGCAUUAAUACGAAUAAGUCGUCCCACUUACACAGAUCUUCAAAUGCUGCUAAAGCGCAUUUUCGAAAUCAUAGAGAUCAUUCUAUGCCGAGUAAUCUAUCCUUAUUGUUGAAUCAACGAUCUCAUUCGAUAACACCACUGACCAAUCCUAACACUUAUCGUAAGCCUUCAAAGUUGAAUGAAUCAGAAUCACACAAUUACAAUUCGAAUCCAUCAAGUUGUUGUAGUACAGCACCAGGAAAUUAUUAUCUACCUCAAGAGAGUUUACGCUAUUCUAAUGAUAAUUCUACUGAAGAGAGAAACUCUGCUGGUAAUCAUCUGCCUUGUCGACCGCCUACAGAUUUAAAUCGUGUUCGAAAUAUCCCCCUAUCUCAAGAUGCCUAUAUGUCUCCGUAUUUGGCGUCAGAUGAUAUGCUACGGAAACUGCCGCCAAUGGCUAUUGUUUGUUCGCAAUUCGAUCCAUUCUUGGAUGAUGCCCUGGAAUUAGCAAAACGUGUAUCCAAACUAGACAUCCUAGUUGAUGUUCGUGUACUAGAAGAUUUACCACAUGCAUUUCUUAAUUUUUGUCUAUUAGGUCCAGAAUUUCAAAAUGCUAAUAAAAUCUGUAUACAAAUAUUAAAUAAUUUGUUGAAUGAAUGUUAUAAACCCGAAACAUUGUCAUCUCCAGCUCCAGCUCCAUCACCAGCAUCAGCAUCCCCACCACCACAGUCAUCCUCACCCUCAUCAUCAUCAUUAUCACCAACUUUUUCGCCUAGUUCACAGGAUGUUGAUUAAUUUUCAACAGAUGAUAUAUAGAUAUAUACUCGUAUAUUUAAGAGUAUUAUGUAUACAGAUAUGUAUGUUUGUGUAUAAAUUUUAGUUAGUUUCCCUCGAUUAUCACUACACUACACUACCCUGAUCUUUCAUAAUCUUAUAAUACUUGACGUGUUAUAGAAGAAGAGAGUAGUUGUUUCCUCUGUAUCUUCCAUUUGAGAAAUUAUUAUUAUUGCUUUAUAGUGGUUUUGAACAGUAUUCGUGCUUUCAUGUACCAUUUGUCACCUUCCGUCUGCCAUUUCUCGCCUCUUUCUCUCUCUUACUGACACUAACUCUAACUCUCUCUUCUGUGUAUGCAUUAAUUUCAAGGCUUCAGUGAAGACGAUGUGCAUAUCGACGACGGCGAAUAGAUGUCAGAACAUUCACAUUAACACUCUAGCCAUAUAUAUAUAUAUAUAUGUUGUUUCACAGCUCAUUUCUAGCCUCCGCCCAAACUAUCUAACUAGCUAAUUAGCUAGCUAGCUACACCCUGCUCUGCGCCCCAUCUCACCGCCCCACCACACACGUAUAUAUACAACUGAGAGAUUCAUUUCUUUUCACUAUCUAAUAUCUUCUAGAUAUAAAAACAUUUUUCUUUUCGUUUAUGAGAUCACUCACACAGAUAUAUACAUAUUUUCCUCUUUGUUUUGUCCUCCCUAUUUAUUUUGUUUGUUUGUUCUCAGAUUAAUUGUUGUUAGUGGUGUUUCAUUAUUUCCAGAUUAUUUAUUAAUAUUAUCAUUACUAUUACUAUUAUUUUUUAAUUUAAUGUUAAUUUCUGGUUACGUUAUAUAUAUUUCACUUUAGUUUAUUGCGCAAUCAUAUGUAGAGGCAGAGGGAGAGAGAGAGAGAAAGGUGCUACAUCCUGUCUUUCUUGUCAUGAGGCUGUUGUAAUUAUAUAACCUAAUAUAUACAUAUUGUAGUGUGUUCAGUUAUUUCUCCCUUUCUCUCCUUCUCUCUCCCUACUUACAUCUCAUUAUCAUUAUUAUUAUUACUUACUUACUUACUUACUCACUAUCAUUAUUACCAUUUGUUU